Messenger RNA from Coffea arabica (coffee), 4122 nucleotides. Lineage: Eukaryota; Viridiplantae; Streptophyta; Magnoliopsida; Gentianales; Rubiaceae. The record is from RefSeq and is a predicted model, not a curated record.
AUGGCUGACGCUCUUAUUGGUGCUACCAUUCAGAUUAUUCUGCAGAAGAUGCUCCCCCUCGCAGCAGAUGGGAUUGGGAUGGCUUUUGGACUCAAGGAGGAUUUGAAGAACUUGAGAGAAUCUGCUGCAAUGAUCCGAGCGGUCAUAGCUGAUGCAGAGGAAAAGCAAGGACACGAUCAGGCUGUGAAACUGUGGUUGAAGAGGCUUGAAGGAGUGGCUUUUGAUGCUGAUAAUGUGUUGGAUGAGCUGAACUAUGAAUUUAUUCGGAAACAACUGAAGGAAAAGGUGCGCUUCUUUUCAUUCUUUUGUGAUACUGCUUUGCAUUGGAGAAUGGCUUCUAAGGUUAAGAAUGUUAACCAGAAGUUGAAAAUUAUCAACCAAGAAGCUAUUGACUUUGGACUCAGGUCCCAGCUGAUGGGAGGUGGUGCAAAUAUAGCUCCCCUUCCUCUCCCUGCUAUAAGUCGGGAGACUGACUCUAUAAUUCGUCAAAUUGUUGUUGGAAGAUCCAAUGAUGCAUCAAACCUAGUGGAGACAUUGUUGAGCUCUUCUGCAAAAGUUGUUUCUGUUAUUCCCAUAUCUGGCAUGGGGGGGUUGGGGAAAACAACUUUGGCUCAGUUAGCAUACAAUGAUCCAGGAAUUGAUGGACAUUUUGAUACUAAGAUUUGGAUUUGUGUCUCUGAGAAAUUUGAAGUUACUAGGCUUUUUAAACUGGUUUUAGAAUCAUUGACAAAGAGAAAAGUUAAAACUGAAAGCAGGGAUGUUAUAGUUCAGGAUGUUCGGAAAGAACUUAAAUGGAAGAGAUAUCUUAUUGUGCUUGAUGACAUGUGGGAUGAGAGAUCUCAACUCUGGGACGACUUUUUUCAAUGUUUGGUGGGAAUUACCAACACACAAGGAAACUGGAUUCUUGUAACAACGCAAAAAGCAUUUGGAGGUGGAGAAGUACCAAAAGAAUUGGAAGAAGUGAGAACUGAAAUCACGAAAAGAUGUCAAGGUCUACCUCUGGCUGCAAAUGUAAUUGGAGGUUUGUUACGUAUCAAAAGAAAAGAAGAGUGGCUCCCAAUCAUAGAGAGCGGGCUUUUGCACUUAAGUGAGAAUGAAAAUACUGUCAUGCAACUACUUAAGUUGAGCUUCGAUCAUUUACCAACUGCAUCCAUCAAGAAGUGUUUUGCAUACUGCUCGAUUCUUGACAAAGAUUUUCUUGUAAACAAGCAACAUCUAAUCCAACUCUGGAUGGCUGAAGGUUUUCUUCAAGCAAGUCAUAAUGAGUUAUUAGAGGACAUAGGCAACAACCAUUACCACAUCCUGUUAGAGAGUUCAUUGUUGCAAGAAGUAAGGAUGUAUGACCCCUAUCUUGAUGUGAAUGCCAGAUAUGCCAAAAUGCAUGACUUCGUGUAUGAUCUUGCACGAUCAUUGUCAGGAUCUGACAGCAUAAGGGGUGAGAACUGCCAAUCCAGAUAUCUAGUAUUGCAUUCAUUUGGAGAAGAAACACAGAUGAAGUUGAAUGACAUAUCAACAUCAGUUAGUUCAUUAAUUUUGCUUGAGAGUCACAUAUCAGGUGACAUUUUAUCAAACUUUAGGUACUUGCAUGUGCUGAAGUUGUCUUGGGUGACUAGUGAGGUGCUGCCAAGCUCAAUCGGCAAGCUGAUCCAUUUACGAUUUCUUGACCUUUCAUACUCUAGAAUAGAAGCUCUGCCUGAGUCCAUUUGCAAGCUUUAUAAUUUGCAAACACUUACAUUUGAUGAAUAUCCUGACAAGAGAACUCUUAAGCAGCUUCCAAAAGGGAUGAGAAAGUUGGUUAAUUUGAGACAUCUCCGCUUUUUUGCUUCUGAUGGUCAAUUCCAAAUGCCAAAAGGGAUGAGGCAGUUAACCUGUCUUCAAACUCUACAGUUCUUCAAUGUAGGAAAAGACAAUGGCCGUACACUUGAGGAGCUGGGAUGCUUAAAAAACCUCCGAGGCCGCCUUCAGAUUCGCAAUCUAGAACUGGUAAAUGGUAAAGAGGGAGCUCAGCAGGCAGAUUUACUGCAAAAGCCAAAAAUGCGUCACUUGGGAUUUGAAUGGUGUAGUGUUAAUGCAGAAGGUGGUUAUGAUGAUGAACAUGUCUUGGAAGGCCUCCAGCCCCAUCCAAAUUUGCAAAGUUUACACAUUAAUAACUACAAUGGUGGGAAAUUUCCACAUUGGUUAAUGAACAUGGCAAUAUACAUGAAGACUACAGACGGAUCAUCAAUAACAAGACUCGACAAAUUGGUAAAGCUGAGAUUAAUAAACUGCAAACUAUGCACAGAAGUCCCUGCCCUUGGACAGUUGCCAUCUCUUCAAGUUCUUGAGUUGAAUGGAUUAGAGAACUUAAGAUGCAUUGGAACUUCAUUCUAUUGCAUUGCUGAUGAUUCCAGUGGAUCAAGCAGCAACAGAAGCAGUAGUCAAGGGUCAAGCAAAUUGUUUCCAGCUCUUAAAACUCUUGAGUUAGCAAAUAUGCCAAAUCUAGUACAAUGGAGGGGAGCAGAAGCUACAUCCAGAGGAGGUGGUGAUGAAGAGCUAGAAGUGUUCUUUCCUGGCCUUGAAGAUUUGAUGAUUAUGAUGUGCCCCAAACUGACCACAGCUCCAGGUAAUUUUCCAAGCCUGAAGAGAUUGAAAAUCGAGAGGAUGGACCAGGUUUUGCCAGUAAAACAGAUUUGCAGUAACGCAACCAUUCUCACAGACCUCUGGAUCAAAGGAAUGCCAGAGCUCACUUGCAUUCGAGACGUGCUCAACAAACAGGACUUAGCAUGGCUAAGAUUAGAUGAGUGUCCCUAUUUAAAUGACAUACAUGGCUGUGGAACUUCUCUUAGAGAAUUAAGGAUCAUGAACUGCGAGAACCUAAGGGAGUUGCCGGAGAAUCUACAUCAACUACAGGCUCUACAAACACUUUGUAUUAUGCAGUGCCCAAAUAUCAAGUCAGUCGCAAUUCCUUCAGGACAGCAUGGCCUCACAUCCCUCCAAGAACUGAGAUUUGUUGAUUGCAGUGGGCUGAAUAGUCUGCCAGCUGAAAUGCUACACUCACGUACAUCUCUUUGUACUCUGGUUGUGAGAAGAUGCCCCAAUCUUGUCUCAUUUCCAAUUGACUUGCAGCAAACACCUUCUCUAGUGGUCCUAGUGCUAUCCGGCUGUCCCAAAUUGAACACUAUACCGGAAGGACUCGGUCGCUUUUCUUGCUUAAGAGUGCUGUUUAUUGGUCCAUUCCCAGAUUCAAGCCAGGAAUUCGAAUUGUUAUCAGCCGUGGCUUCCUCAUCUGUCCGCACUCUUGCAAUAGUUGGAUGGCCUCAUUCAAAUUCUCUGCCAGAAGAGCUUCAGUACCUGACUAACAUUACAAAAUUAAGUAUACUCAACUUUGGAUCAGUAGAAGCUUUACCUGAUUGGUUGGGAAACCUUGGCUCUCUAGAAAGACUACACCUGAUUGAUUGUGAAAAGCUUCAACAUUUGCCUACUAUGGCUGCUAUGCGACGUCUCACCAAAUUAAGUUUUCUGUCAAUUUCGGGUUGUCCUCUGCUACAGGAACUAUGCAGCAACUCUGAGCGGUUCAAGAUUUCUCAUAUUCCCACUAUAUUAAUUGAUGAUGAAGAGUUGAUGUAAUCCAACUUUGAAGUAUUAUAUUACAUCCUGUAGUACAAUGGAUAAAAUGAUGGAAGAAGGUUGUUAUGUUGAUCAAAUCUCCAGUACGGCCUAUCUACUUCCUUUCUAGCUGAUAAUAUCUCUGGUUUUCACUUUCUUGAUUUUUCGCUGCAGUAAUUCGUAUAGGUGGCCAGGGUCUCAAGAAAAUGAAGAGACAGAAUGGUUUCAGUUGACAGGAUCAAGGCAAGAGGCAAAGGUUGGUCUGCAAUGUAGUUGUGUUACAUGUGGCGGACAAGGAACUGUGGUAGAUUUUGAUUGAUCAAAUAUGCACUUUUAGUUCACGGUUAUGUUGGAGUAAUAUCUUCAUUUUGCAAUAGUUUGUGAACCUAUUUCUGUUGUGAAUCAAGUUAGGAAACUGUAUUAGCUACUGCACUGUGUAUCGCUAAUUUGUGUUGUUUGUGGUGUAAUUGAAGAUGUUAGAAGAGGUUAAUGUUGAUUGAUGGUCCAAGGUGAAGAUGGGUUUUUUUUUUUCUUUUU